AUGGAGAUUUCUGAUGACGGAGCAUUCAUAAACGUGUUAAAGAAUUAUUUUUCAUCAUUGGACAGUCCCGCCCAUCCUAAUAACAAAAAUCCGAAAUUCCGGGAGAUAACAAAAUUCAAUGAACUCAUGGUAGUAGCCUUCAAAGAAUUUGAAAGCAUUACAACCGAAAGUGUAAUCGAAUUACGAAAGACACAUCAGCUUAAGGUGGUUCAUAACAUUGAGAGUUUCACAAAAAGGAGCCUGAUACGUAACCUUCGCGACACAUCAAAGUUUACCAAGAAUGAUAUUUCUGUAAUAUAUGAUAAAUAUUACAACGCUCAGUUUUACGGUAAACAGCGUAGCGUUAGAAACGACUCUCGAAUGGACUUGAACACCUUCUAUCGAUUUAUUGGAAGUAUCGCAAGUUGGGCUAAAUUAGAUGAUGAAUUUAACAAGCAUAACGGUUCACUGCGGGAUAAUAAUGGACGUAGGCUUGUAGGAUAUGAAUUUCUUGAUAGGUUGUUCAAUCACUUUGACAGGUCUUCAUCCGGUGGGUUAAGCCUGCAAGACGUUGUACUUGGACUCGGCGAAAUUGUCUUUGGGGAUUUAAUGUCCAGAAUGGGUCUUUUUUUCAGGUUACACGAUGGCGACAACGAUGGUUUCUUAAAGAAAGAAGAAAUUUUGCAAAUGUCUGAAAGCUUUUUAUUUAUCUUUCGUUUUCGCCAAGACGACGGGCACCUCGGCUCCGUGUCAAAUUUCAUUAAGAAUUCUUUUGAAUUCAGUGAUGUCUCUAAUGAGGCCAUAGUUAAAGAUAAGAACCUCACCGAGGUGGAUUCAAUAAGUGACUCGGAGGCUCAUCACCGGGUGUCACUUUCGACAUUUCGUAUGAUUGUUCUGGCUAACGAGUACCUAGAAAAGUUUUUCGAUAGUGACUUUGCCACGACAUUCCAAUUUGUUGAACCACCUGAGGAAAGACAAAAGGGACUUGGACGUGAAAUAUUUAACGUGCUAAUGUCUGACGGAAUGAAAUUAGCAAACCGACUCGGAAAACGACUUAACGAACAUCGAAAAUCACAGAUCACUGGUCGAAGAAAAUCGAAAGCCCCCGAAUCACCGUUAUCAGAUAAAACGGAUGGUGACGAUAAAGCUGUCAAGGAGAAUAAAGCGAAUGAAUCUGAUAAAGUUGGUAAAAUUGAAGAUUCCGAAAGUGCAGUAAGUGCUGAUAAUGUGAGCACCAUUAAUAAUGAGACCUCCGAUAAGUCGGGAUCGAAUUCCACCUCAUCCAAACGCCGUAGUGGAAGAUUUUCCCGAAGGCGUUCAAAUGCUUCUGAAAAAUCCGAACAUUAUCAGGGAAGAAGCGAAUCGCCAGAGUCAUUAUUGUCAAUGGAAUCUGCUGAAUCUUCGCUCAAAGCGCUGAGGAGUGCUUCACCGCAUUCGUUUGUUUCAGAAGAUGAAGACGAUCAACUUUUAGAAGAAGUGGACAGACUCCUAGAUGAAUAUAGCAUUGAAGAACCUGCAAACGACUACACGAAGGCAAACGAUGAGUCUGCCGAUUUGAUGGCCGAAGAUGACGUGGACAAAUUACUUCAAGACAUGCAGGCGACCAAUUAA
Molecule: messenger RNA, 1590 nt
Organism: Acaulospora colombiana
Lineage: Eukaryota; Fungi; Glomeromycota; Glomeromycetes; Diversisporales; Acaulosporaceae
Source: the annotation of a GenBank genome assembly